Pocillopora verrucosa is the source of this 2701-nucleotide messenger RNA. Its product is annotated as septin-11-like. The record is from RefSeq and is a predicted model, not a curated record. Gene Ontology annotation, biological process: intracellular protein localization; cytoskeleton-dependent cytokinesis. Gene Ontology annotation, cellular component: septin ring; septin complex; microtubule cytoskeleton. Gene Ontology annotation, molecular function: molecular adaptor activity; GTP binding; GTPase activity. Lineage: Eukaryota; Metazoa; Cnidaria; Anthozoa; Scleractinia; Pocilloporidae.
UAAUUCUCACCUCUUUACUCUCGAAAUAUUCAGAAGCAGCUGUCUGGCUCUUUAGUUAGACUUUACACUCGAUUGAAAUGGCUUCGGCGGUGACUGAUUACUGCAGGACAUUAGGAGCGGACGGGCGGCAGUUGCGUUUAGCGGGCCAUGUUGGCUUUGACAGCUUACCGGACCAGCUUGUCAAUAAAUCAGUGAAUAGAGGCUUUGCCUUUAAUAUUCUGUGCAUAGGUGAAACAGGAAUCGGAAAAUCAACUCUGAUGGAUUGUCUUUUUAAAACGACAUUUGAAGGAAUUCCUCAUUCUCAUCAACUUCCUGGUGUGAAAGUAGAAGAUCACACCUAUGAUUUGAAUGAGAGCAAUGUGAAACUGAAGCUUACAGUUGUGGAUACUGUUGGUUUUGGAGACCAGAUCAACAAAGAAGACAGUGCCAGUCCUAUUGUGGAGUAUAUUGAUUCCCAGUUUGAAAAAUAUCUUCAACAAGAGCUCAAGAUAAAAAGAACCCUGAAUGUGUACCAUGACACACGUGUUCAUGUUUGCCUCUACUUCAUCUCUCCCAGUGGCCACUCGUUAAAAUCUCUGGACCUUGUUUGUAUGAAAAAACUGGACAAAAAGGUGAAUAUUGUUCCCAUAAUUGCCAAAGCAGACACCAUAGCAAAAAGUGAACUGAAACAAUUCAAAGAGAAGAUUAUGGAGGAGCUUACAAGUAAUGGUGUAGAAAUUUACCGAUUUCCAGUUGACGAUGAGACUGUUGCUGAGAUGAAUGCUGGCAUGAAUGAGCAAAUUCCAUUUGCUGUUGUUGGAAGCCGUGAAGAGGCUAUUAUCAACAAAGUGAAGACGAGAGCCAGACAAUAUCCUUGGGGGACUGUAGAAGUUGAAAAUGAAAAUCAUUGCGACUUUGUGAAACUGAGAGAGAUGCUUGUACGAACAAACAUGCAGGACUUGAUCGACAAGACGCAUACCGGGCACUACGAGUUGUACCGCAGGAACAAGUUAGAAACCAUGGGUUUCAGUGAUGGUGACGGCGACAAACAGCCUCACAGUCUACAGGAGACGUACGAGCUCAGGAGACAGGAGUACGUGAAGGACAUACAAAGCAGAGAAGAGAAAAUGAGACAGAGCUUUGUAGACAAGGUCAAAGAGAAAGAGGCUGAAUUAAAACAAGCCGAGCAAGAGCUCCAUGCCAAGUUUGAACAUCUUAAGAAGACACAAGUAGACGAAAAGAAGAAGCUGGAAGAAAAACGAAGGUUGCUGGACGAGGAAAUAAAUCUUUUUAACAAGAGAAAGGCCGCUGCCCAGGCUGCACUGGCUCAAGCACAACAAGCCAGCUCAAGUUGCAAAAGAACAAAUGAAAGGAAAGAAGAAAUGAAAUGCCAGACACGCGUAGAAUGUAACCAAAUUGUUAAUUGUUGUAAAGUUUGCAACUCCCGUGAAAUGGGAACCUACGAUAGAUAUAUACUAAAUAUCACGUCAUGUAUGCUACAAAACUCUCCAAACGGAAAUUUUUGCAACUGAACAUGGUAUUAGUGGCCUGGGCAUCAAAACCUGUUAAACCUGUUAAAUUGUUUACACCUCGUUUUUAGGCUUCAGUUCCUCCCCGGUUACUGAGUUAUAAAAUGGUGGAUGAAAAAAAAGAAGAGGGGUCCUGGGUCAAAAGUGACGAUAAAUCGUAAACUCCCAAGGUCUGGUUUGUUACUUUACCUUUCGGUUGUUUUAAAUUUUCUUGCAAAUCAGCGCAAUUAAUUUGGGUUACAGCAUGAUAAAGCCAACUGGUUAAUACGUUUCCGUGUUCUCAUUAACCGUUUACUGGAUUAUGUGGUGAUGUUGAAAGGUGUGUGUAAUUCACUUUGAAAUUCACUUUGGCGAGGUCGAGGUCAACUCUUGACACCUCCUCAUCAAUAUGCAUAUUCUCCAUACUGUCCUCUAAACAUUUCCAAAGGUGCUGACAAGGAGAAUUUGUUUACAAAUCAAGAGUUUCUGUGUUCAAUGAUCAUUUCCCUUAUUCUCGUGACCUUAAUGUUUGAUUCAGGGGUGAUAUUGUAGGGAGAAUUUAGAUGCCAGUCAUGACACCUAAGAGGUUUAAAGGUUUUAACAUACCAGAGACAAAAUAAGUACCAAGAUCAACUUGAAAGUCAAAUAUUUCGUCAUCUUUAUUUCACUUCACCUUUCAUUAUGUUAGUUCACUGUUGCAUACUAACUAUUUAAAAAAAAGUAUAUUUGGGUUCUACCUUUAUAACUGGACCGUUUUUGAUAAUCGUUUAAUACUAUAUCCCCUUGUCGAUUGACUGCAUCGAUCGGCAUCAAUUUCUAAGACCCCCUAUUAAAUUUAAUUGUAUUAUGUCAUUGGAAUGAUGAUUUUUGAAACAUUCAAGCAAAAGAUUACAUCCUUUAAACUUUGGAACCCCUAAGCUUGACGGCAACCAGUUUUAUCCUCAUACUCGCUGGAAGUAUGCAAUAAAUAUAUAAUUAACGAUUUUGGUUUCUCAAAUCCUCCUUGAAGACAUGGAAGGAAAUGACGAAGAAAACUUCGAAGCUGAUAUCUGGGCCCCUAAUAUUUAUCUCUAGUUAAUAUUACGCUUGUUCUCGUUAAGCUGUGUAGUAGACGUCUGGAUAAAGAGUAACUAAAGAUGUAACAGCUAGAAAUGUAAAAGCAGUAAGCGAUUUUGUUUGGAGCAAUUAAUAAAUUGACACACAGCCCUUAUAAA